GCAGGCCCGGGAGGAGCGGACGGGCCGCGGCAGGAGAGCCCCUUCGCCCGCCCGCAAGCCCGCGAAGCGCCGCCGCCUCCGGCUACAGGUUGUCCCUCCCCGCGCCGUGCCGCGCCGCCCGCCUGCAGCAGGAAGGAGGGCGGAGCGGGAAGGGCGGCCGAGAGGCGAGGAGGAGGACCCCGCCCCGCGUCUGCCUCGGCGCGCCUCCAGCCCCUCCGCCCGCCCGGCUGCGCGGCGCUGCGGGAGACCCGCCGCUCGGAGGGGAGAGCAGCGGCUCCGUCGUCUCGGGGCCGGCGGCGGGGCUCGGUUUGGGGGACGGACGCGCCCGCCGAGCCCCGCGCGGCGGGAGGAUGCUGCGCUUCCUACGCAGGACCUUCGGCCGGCGGUCGAUGCAGCGCUACGGGCGAGGCGGCGGCGCGGGAGACGAGCGCGACGGGGCGCCGCGGGGCGCCGGGAGAGCCUCUCCGCUGGCCGCGCACGGCGCCCCGCCGCUGCAGCACAUCCAGGCGGCGGCGGCGGCGGCGGGCGGCAGAGCGGCGCUGCAGUGCCGGGUGCAGCUGCUCGACGGCGCCGAAGUCAGCGUGGAGCUGCCGAAACAUGCAAAAGGGCAGGAUUUGUUUGACCAGAUUGUAUAUCAUUUGGAUCUUGUAGAAACAGAUUACUUUGGCCUACAGUUCAUGGAUAUGUCCCAAGUGAUGCACUGGCUGGACCAUUCGAAACCCAUCAAGAAGCAAAUAAAAAUUGGACCACCGUAUGUGUUACAGUUCCGAAUCAAAUACUAUUCAUCAGAACCAAACAACCUCCAUGAGGAAUUCACAAGGUACCUGUUUGUAUUGCAGCUAAGACAGGACAUUCUUUCAGGAAAACUAAAAUGCCCUUAUGAAACCGCAGUGGAACUUUCAGCCUUGUGCCUCCAAGCUGAGCUUGGUGACUGUGAACAUCCUGAACAUACUCCGGAACUUGUGUCAGAAUUCAGAUUUACCCCUAACCAAACUGAGGCAAUGGAGUUUGAGAUUUUUCAGAAGUGGAAAGAAUUCAGGGGAAAGAGUCCUGCACAGGCUGAAAUGUGCUACUUGAACAAAGCCAAAUGGCUCGAGAUGUACGGGGUAGAUAUGCACAUUGUUAAGGGAAGAGAUGGUUGUGAAUAUGCUCUUGGGUUGACGCCAACAGGUAUCCUGAUCUUUGAAGGAGCAAACAAGAUCGGCUUAUUUUUUUGGCCCAAAAUCACUAAAAUGGACUUCAAAAAGAGCAAGCUGACACUUGUGGUGGUAGAAGAUGAUGAACAGGGUAGAGAGCAAGAACACACGUUUGUUUUCCGAUUAGACAAUGCUAAAACGUGCAAGCACCUCUGGAAAUGUGCGGUGGAACACCAUGCCUUCUUCCGGUUACGCACCCCAGCAAACAGUAAAUCUAACCGGUCAGAUUUUAUCCGACUGGGUUCUCGCUUCAGAUUCAGUGGGAGAACGGAGUACCAAGCGACGCACGGAUCCAGGUUACGCAGAACCAGCACGUUUGAACGGCGGCCAAGCAAGCGGUAUCCCUCCAGAAGGCACUCAACUUUCAAAGUAAACAACCCAAUGAAAGCGUCUCCGCUUUGUGCUAAAAAUAACCCAGAAGUCCAUAACUAUCAGCCUCUGUACCAUCCAAAUAUUCACCUGGGCCAGUCACACUGGCACCCUCAUCCACCUGUGAAUGUAAGCUACCCUUUGAACAACACUGAACUUCACCCAUUUAACACUGAAGAAAACGGUGGAACACCCUUCAGUACAAAAAUUCCUGGAAGACACCACCACCACCAUCACCACCACCACCACCACCACUCCAGUUAUGGAGGACUUGGGCCUCCUGACAGCAAGGAUGUGGUUGCACCUGUUCCAAGCCCAAAUAGUAGGUCUACUAAAUUAAAUCCAGGAGUUCCUCGCCUUUAUGAUGAUGCUUCUGCCCAUCUAAAGAAGAUGGAAGGAGAGACAGUGAAGGUUGUUGGGCCGUGGCCAGCUCUGCACAUCAAUAUGAACAAGGGUGAAGAUAAGAAGGCUCCAGAAAAGAACCUUCCUCCUCCUCCCGCGUCACCUUCCACAGUUCCAGAUCAUUUGAAAUGUAAUAUUCUCAAAGCUCAAGUGGAAGCAGCGUUUCGAGUGGGAGUUCAGGUUGGAAAAGAGGAAAUCUCACUGGUAAAUCCUACCAAGACUUCCAAGGAUCCUAAUGUAAGGAGUCCAGCUCCUUUACGGCCAGAGGCAGCACAGACAAACAGCGUGCAGGACAAGCAGGAAGUUAAAGUGUCUCGGGUGCGAAAACUGACAAGGCAGUACAGCUUCAACAAGAGUGAUGAAGAUGACCUUCCUCCAGCACUGGCAGCAGCAGUCGCCGCAUCCCCACCACCCUCCUCGGCAUCUCCUGCAUCGCAGAAAACAUCGGGAGGACUGUUUUCAUCAUGCACAAAGAGCCCCACAGAUACAGGAAAUACAUUUGCCCUGGAGCCAGGAGAUCUGCUGAUGGACUUCACAGAAGCCACACCCAUGAUAAAGACAUUCCCUGCUGCUUCAUCUAAUCCUUUUUUCGAUCCUUUUCCAACACUACCACAGUUUUCUGCAGAGUUUCUGGACAGUAAACUACAAUGCUGCAUGGUACAGUCAUCUCCAAAGAUGUUAUCACCGGCACUUGCACCAAGGUCUCUGGUAGAGACUGUUCCAACUCCAACAGUGCAGACCAUCUAUUCAUCGCACAAACCUAUUUCUCUGGCAGACAGUGCUGAGACUCUAAGGCGUGAACUUGAACGAGAAAAGAUGAUGAAAAGACUGUUGAUGACAGAAUUAUGAAAAUUCGCACUUCCCGUCUCACGCAGAGAAUGGAUUGGGGCCUUUCCUGUGCCUUCUGUCUGUUUACAUUCCUUUGCUUCUGUGUACACAACAUAAUCCAUUGUAACAAUGUUCCAAUCUUUCUGGAGUCAUCAGACAUAUAAAACCAAAUCUAGGUUUCACAAACUUGGAGGACUUCCUUUGUACAUUUGAUAUUAUGACCAGGGUCUUAAGAACCAUGGAACUAGUCUCCUGAGCCUAGAUGGGCUUUUUUCUCCCACCCCCCUGCCGCCACUGCCCCACGUUGCACGGCAAACUGCUUUUGAAGCUUGGGUCAUGGCAUGGGAGCUGGCUCUUCGAGGGAAAAGGGGGCCAGCAAUUUUAGUGGACUAGCCUAAGUCCAUGCAUUGGAUGAAACAGCUCUGUGAGUUGGACCCAGACUAAAAGUCUCCCUACACAAGACAUCUUACACGGGGACGCUCAAGUGACUUACUUUCUGUGUGGUCUUGUAUUCAAGUGUACUCUGUCUCCCUAGCAGUGCAUGUGUGUCCACAAUGGGAGAACAAGUGUAAGAUCUUUCUCCUGAGUGUCCUCAUGUAAGAGGUCUUGUGUAGAGAGACCCUUAAGUUUUCCACUAACAGAAUUAGAGGUAUAGUUUCUGACAAUUCCUCCUUCCUGCUGUGGAACCCUGAUUUGCCCCCGUGGCCUUCCUGAAGGUGUGUAUCCCCUAGAAACGGCAUUCCAGGGAGAUUAAUGAGCUACAGUGCAAGGGGGAGGCAGGGAUCUCCUGUUUCAUUGAUAGAAAUGCCUUCCAUUCAUGGAAAAUUUAGUCUAAAUGCAACCCAUAGGAACCUGGCCUAUGAUUCCUUCUGUCCUUUAUUUGUCCCAAAUAGGUAGGCUUUUAUAUGAAUAGAAAAAGAAGUUGAGGUGAAGUUUUAAUACAUCUGUGAUAAAAAAGGACCAACAUGGGGUAUAUAUUGAUUUCUACUCAGAAAUACUGUUUUGUAUAUAUGUGAAUAACUGCACAGAGAUAUAUGUUAUGCAGAAUAUUUUGAUAGAAACACAUACAAACAUCAUUUUUGUAGAACUGAAAAUUGCACCAAGUUACUGCUGUUUGUUAAAAAAAUCACUGUUGUUUGUUAAAGAAUUGUUUUUAAGUGGGAAAAAAUAAUUAUUAUAUCUUACCCCAGGACUGUUAGUCUCCACAGAAAAAUCAAACGCUGUCUUUUUUAGAAUUGCUAACUUCUAUUAACACACAAGGAGGAAAUGCUCAAACUCAUCUACAGCCUUUGGGGCAUAGA
Messenger RNA from Eublepharis macularius, 4096 nucleotides. It is a transcript of the gene EPB41L4B, whose product is annotated as erythrocyte membrane protein band 4.1 like 4B. The coding region runs from base 351 to 2816 and encodes 821 amino acids. Gene Ontology annotation, molecular function: cytoskeletal protein binding. The transcript has 26 exons. NCBI's taxonomy places the organism in Eukaryota, Metazoa, Chordata, Lepidosauria, Squamata, Eublepharidae. Gene Ontology annotation, cellular component: cytoskeleton. The record is from RefSeq and is a predicted model, not a curated record.